UUGAAAGGAACAAAGGAAAACCACCCUCCUCUCAUGGCUUCUUCUUAUGCUCUCUCCUUCCUUCCAUUAACUCAAUCCCCGAAGCUCUGUGCUCGGAACCCACUUCCAAACUCCCGUUCAUGGCGCCCGCGUCCCCCUCGCCCUAACGCACCAUCAUCCUCCUAUAUAUCCGCCUCUAUCGGAGAUGGGCCCAAUGCCACGGAGCCCAUAACCGUUGAAACUCUCCACCGGUUCUUUGAACUCAGCGUUGGCAAAUGGCACGGCUCCUUCUACCAAUUCAAUGCUCAUGGGAAGUUGAUGCAAAAUGUGAGUACGCGGCUCUCUGCAAGUACCUAUGGAGAAGAUGAUUUGAUGAGCCUCAUUCAAACGCUAUACAUAAAACAACCUCCAUUGUCAGUCUCAGACCCUGAAGAAGACCCAGAAUGGGCAGAAUAUAAGAUCAAAGAGACCAAUAUGUUCACUGUUGACAGAUAUCAGCAGAUCGGCCUUUUCCCCGACACAAGGGCUUUUGCCUUAAGGUACCAGACUGCUGGCAUGCUGGAGACUGUUUUGAGGCAAGGUGUAUUGGGUGAAAAUGACACAGGAGAAGAGUCUCCCAGGAAUCUUAAGCUUCCUUCACGAAGGCCGUCUAUAGUAUGCGAGAAUUGUUUAUAUGCACAAGACAUAGAUAAUAGGCGGGCAAGAGCCUUUCACGUUAUGAACCCCGGAGGUGACCUAGAUAUGCUUCUUGUGUUCCUGGAAGAUAGAGGGGAUGGGAAUCAUCCUCCUCCUUCACUUGCCAAUCUUGGUGAGAGCGCUGGUAGGGUUGAACCGUUUCUUGGUAGGUGGGAAGGUCAUUCAAUGACGAAGCGAAGUGGUGUUUAUGGAUCAACACUUACUGAAGCUGAUUGUGUUUCUUUACUUGAGAUGAACAAUAAGGGUCAGCUCAUCCAGGAUAUAACAUCGACUUCUAGAGGAAGUAACGUCGCGACCAAAGUGCAUUGGAGCGGUACCCUGGUGGAUAAUCUGAUCAUAUACGAUGGAGGGUACCAGAUAACUCUGUUGCCAGGAGGGAUGUACAUGGGUUGCCCUUGUGAUGUAGCCAAGAGCGUUGCAGAAUCCAAGUCGUUUCAUCUGGAGUUUUGUUGGCUUGAAUCUCCUGGGAAGAGGCAGAGACUGGUUAGAACUUAUGACGUCGAAGGUUUGGCAGUAUCAUCGACAUACUUUUCCGAAACUAAAAGUCUAGGUCUUUGAUUCUGGGUGUGUUUUGUGUUGGCAUGUUAAGAAGCUUGACAGUGGACGUCCCUUGGAAUAUCUUGUGUUUUGCAACACCAGUGUUCACAAGAAUUAGCUCUUCUCAGAUAGUAGAAUUUUGUUCCCGGAGAGACUUAGCUGGAGAGAGGCAAAUUUGUAUUCUGUGCAUAAUUGCGUAUGCGUGCAGGAACUGGAAAGGACGAGUCUUUGAAAGGUGAAUGAUGCAUCAUUUAUGAAAUGAAGCAAAUUGAUGCCGGUCAUUUCAAUGUUUCUCUUCUGUUUUGUGUCUGAAUUUGGCUACGGAGUACGGACGCAUAUUGGAUCACUGGAAGCCCCAAUUCAACGGCUUAAGCAUGUGUUCACUGUAAACAACUCAGACUGAUCAUUAGUUCUCAGAUUAGUGGACGAGGAGUUGGUAUUUGAUUUCAUAUUAAUUACAUUUUUUUUAAACUACCAUUGCACUUGUAUACGGAUACCAUUGCAUUAAUACAACUACCAUUACACCGAAGAAAAAAGUAAUAAAUAUUAAAAAUUUAU
Molecule: messenger RNA, 1770 nt
Organism: Linum trigynum
Lineage: Eukaryota; Viridiplantae; Streptophyta; Magnoliopsida; Malpighiales; Linaceae
Source: the annotation of a GenBank genome assembly